This is a messenger RNA of Gadus macrocephalus (Pacific cod), 3227 nucleotides long. It is a transcript of the gene pdpr, whose product is annotated as pyruvate dehydrogenase phosphatase regulatory subunit. Gene Ontology annotation, cellular component: cytoplasm; mitochondrial matrix; mitochondrion. The transcript is spliced from 18 exons. The coding region runs from base 168 to 2807 and encodes 879 amino acids. The record is from RefSeq and is a predicted model, not a curated record. Lineage: Eukaryota; Metazoa; Chordata; Actinopteri; Gadiformes; Gadidae. Gene Ontology annotation, molecular function: oxidoreductase activity; protein binding.
AGAAGUGGCGUUGGUGCGCCCUGAAGCUGAGCAGGCAACACAAGAAGAAGUAGAAGAGGAUGGUUGUAAACAGCUAGCACAUUAGCUUAGCUGUCAGAGCUGAUGUUUUAACGGUAUUUUAUCAUUGUUCCACAUAUCCCAUCUGAAUUAAGUGGAUAAGCAGGUCCAUGCGUAACUGCGUGUGGGGCUGUAGGGGCUUGUCCCCUGCCAUGCUCCCCAGGCUGCUGCAACUCCAGGGGGGAGCCUUUCAUAGGGUUUCCAGCCAUCGCAGGGCAGUCAGUGGGGACAGCCAGCCCCCACUGCCCAGCCAGGCCAAAGUGGUGAUCUGUGGGGGGGGCAUUGUGGGGACCUCCGUAGCCUAUCACUUGGCUAAACUGGGCUGGAAUGACAUCCUACUGCUGGAGCAGGGACGGCUGGGAGCCGGGACCACCCGAAUGUGUGCUGGUAUCGUCAGCGUGGCUAAGGCCAUCUCCAUCGAGAGCCAAAUGGCAGACUACUCCAACAGCCUUUACCAGCAGCUGGAGGAGGAGACUGGAGUCAGCACAGGUUAUGUAAAGACCGGCUCUCUUUGCCUUGCUCAGAAUCAAGACCGCUUCUUGUCUCUGAAGCGCCUGGCGUCGAGACUCAGGGUUAUGGGCAUUAACUGCAGCAUUAUAAAGCCAAAGGAGAUUUCUAAGCUCCACUCUCUGGUGAACAUCCAUGACCUGGUGGGGGCGCUGCACCUCCCCGGAGACGCUGUCGUCUCCCCACCCGAUGUCAACCGAGCCUUGGCUGUAUCCGCUGCAGGACAAGGCGUUCAGAUUCUGGAGAGGACCACUGUUCAGCAGGUCCUGGUGGAGAAAGGUCAAGUGACCGCAGUGGAGACGGACCGCGGCCCAAUCAGCUGUGAAUACUUUGUCAACUGUGCGGGACAGUGGGGCUAUGAGCUGGGCCAAGCCAGUGAGGUGAAGGUUUCCAUUCCUCUUCAUGGUUGUGAACAUUUCUACCUCCUCAGCAAGCCUCUGAAGCAGCCGCUCCCAUCCAACACACCAGUGGUGAUGGAUAUGGACGGGAGGAUCUAUGUGCGUCCCUGGCAGGGAGGCGUUCUCUCGGGGGGUUUUGAGAAGAAUCCUAAACCAAUCUUCACGGAGGGACGGAACCAGCUGGAGGUCCAGAACAUGCAGGAGGAUUGGGACCACUUCGAACCCAUGCUAAGUGCCUUGCUGAGGCGGAUGCCACAGCUGGAGUCAGAAGAGAUCCAGCAGCUGGUCAACUGUCCAGAGUCCUUCACCCCAGACAUGCGCUGCCUGAUGGGGGAGACCCCCGGGGUGCACGGUUACUUCGUCCUGGCUGGUAUGAACUCCUCUGGCCUGGCACUGGCUGGGGGCGCGGGCAGGUACCUUGCAGAGUGGAUGGUGUACGGCUACCCUACAGCUAACGUGUGGCCCCUGGACAUUAAGAGGUUUGGCAAUCUGCAGAGCAGUCGCACCUUCCUCAGACAUCGGGUGAUGGAGGUCAUGCCCCUUCUGUAUGAGCUGAAGGUUCCCCGCUGGGACUACCAGACGGGGCGCCAGCUGAGGACCAGUCCUCUGUACGACCGGCUGGACACCCAGGGGGCGCGCUGGAUGGAGAAGCACGGCUUCGAGAGACCAAAGUACUUUGUCCCUGCCGGGAAAGAUCUGCUGUCUCUGGACCACAGUAAGACGUUCUAUAAACCCGACUGGUUUGACCUGGUGGGGUCAGAGGUCAAGUGCUGUAAGGAGGCAGUCUGUGUCAUCGACAUGUCCUCCUUCACCAAGUUUGAGCUGACGUCCACAGGGGACCAGGCCCUGGACUACCUCCAGUUCCUGUGUGCCAACGACGUGGAUGUCCCCGUGGGUCACAUGGUCCACACUGGCAUGCUGAACGAGAGGGGAGGCUACGAGAACGACUGCAGCGUGGUGCGCCUCAGCAAAAACAGCUUCUUCGUCAUCUCCCCGAGUGACCAGCAGGUCCACUGCUGGUCCUGGAUGAAGAAACACAUGCCCAACGACCCACAGCUCCACCUAGAGGACGUGUCCUGGAAGUACACCGCUCUCAAUCUGAUUGGUCCCCGGGCCACAGACAUCCUGGCUGAGCUGUCCUAUGUUUCCAUGACGCCUGAUCACUUUCCCUCCAUGUUCUGCAAGGAAAUGAGCGUGGGCUACGCCAACGGGAUCAGAGUGAUGAGUAUGACGCACACCGGGGAACCAGGCUUCAUGCUCUACAUCCCCAUUGAGUAUGCGCUCCAUGUCUACAACGAGGUCAUGUCGGUGGGCCAGAAGUACGGAGUGCGUAACGCCGGCUACUACGCCCUGAGGAGCCUCCGCAUCGAGAAGUUCUUCGCCUUCUGGGGUCAGGACCUGGACUCCUUCACCACGCCCCUGGAGUGCGGCCGCGAGUUCAGAGUCAAGCUCGACUCGGACAUGGACUUCGUGGGGCGCGAGGCGCUGCUGCGGCAGCGGCAGGAGGGCGUGGCACGACGCUUCGUGAUGCUGGUGCUGGAGGAGCACGACACGGAGCUGGACCUGUGGCCCUGGUGGGGGGAGCCCAUCCUCCGGAACAAGGAGAUGGUGGGCGCCACCACCUCCAGCGCCUACAGCUACACCCUGGAGCGCCACGUGUGCCUGGGCUUCGUGGAGACCCCCGGGGGCCUGGCCGCAGACUUUGUGACCCGCGGGGACUACAAGGUGGACAUCGCCGGGCAGCUGUACGCCGCCAAGGCCAAGCUCUACCCCUUCAGCUCCCUGCUCAGCCAGCAGCGCCGCCGCAAGGACCAGCUGGACCUGGGCACCUUGACCACCGAGUAACCCACGGCAGGAAGGGACCUCACAGCUCCCACCGAGCCCACUCCUCUGUCCCUGGCUAUUAUCCCCCCCCCCCCUAACCCCCAACCCCCCGAUGUGCAAUAUGAAGCAGACUCAUUUCUCACUCCAAAACCGUCACUAUACACACCCAUCGCCAUCAUCAUCUCCGCCAUCGCACACUUAAACCAGUCUGCAACUGGUUAAUCUGGGGGCUGCUCGGUAUAAUCACGGUCUGCUACUGGUUAUACUGGGAGCUGCCUAUAAUGAUCAGACAUUACCUAAAUGUGCCUUGCUCAAUGGGGUAUUAGAGUUUGACUCUCCUCCACUGUAUUGUAUAUUUUAUACAUUGACAAACCUGUCCCUUCUUUCUCGCUAUUUGUCCUUUCUCUCUGAUACCCCGUUUUCUGUCCUCUCUCUCCUCUC